GCUUUGAGUUACAACCGUCACCAACCGUUAAUGUCUUCUUGCAAGGAGUCUGGACUUAUAAACCGACCAGAUCUUGUGGAAUGUAUUGUACGAUGAUAAUGCUUGAGCAAGAAUUUCGAUGCUUUCUCAUUUUGUGCAAUACAUUGCUUGAUAUAAAGGCCUCAGGUUGCUGACCGACCACGUCAUGACUUCGAGUGUCCACUUCAGUCUCGCCUUCUUUCCUAUUACUCUCCUGUUUGAACUGCGGCGUCUCAAACAUACAGACAUACACCAAUGAUGGCGCGAGAGUAUGUGUCUCUGUACCGGCAGACACUGGCCGAGCGUCAGCGACUAUACGAUGCAGCCAUUGCAGCACAAGAAUACACUCCUUUCCUCUAUCCAUGGGACAUGCUGCCCGCCACAUACCUCUUGCUCGCCAUCAUGAUCACACCACGUCUUCCGCCGAGGCUGGCGAGACCGAUCAGAUUUGCCAUAUUCGCUCUCAUACUAUGCCACAGUCUCUAUCUCAAUGUUCGUCGGCGGACGCUAUGGUUCGCAGGCGGCUACGGCAUUGGUCUGGCAACGGACUGGGGAAUCAUCAUGUCUGCGGCUUUGCUUGUCUUCAACGAUCCAGCACGCGACUUUCAGAGGUUGGAAACCAGGCCAGCGAAACUAAAGGCUGACACCGAUAUUGUGGCGAACGGCCAUGCGCGAAUGUUGAAACCAGCGAAGGUGAAGCUUGACACUGAUGUCGUGGCAAAUGGCUCUGCACGAAUGCUGGAGACUCCAAAUGCAGAUGCAUCUGCAAGCAUUGACUUGACCCGUCGCCAGGUACCGGGAGUCUACACCUCGACCGAUACAAAGCAACCAUCCUUCCCUGGGUCUGAGCAGGCAGCAUCUCAGCCAUACAACUUGGUAUGGCAAGGAUUUCCAUACGGCCAAGGCCUGCUGCAUCUCGUUGACUGGACCGUGGAUUUGACCACGAGUUUUCGAGGACCCAACUGGAACCACCGCAUCUCGACGCUCGGCGCCAUCGAUGCGCCUAUUCCUCCGGAGCCUUCUGCGGAUGGUCCCCAAAACAGUCCAAGCAAACCAACUGCAGUGCCCAAGCAAUCUUUACGAGCUCUGCAACUCCGCGCCCUGCAAGACUUUGCCGUAAGCUACCUCUUGCUUGACCUUCUGAAGACGACAAUGAUCACAGAUGCCUACUUCCUAGGUCUGUCCGCGCUCGACUCGCCAACACCCUGGUCCUGGCUUGCCCGACUCAAUGAGGUGCUACCUUUUGCAACGCGCCUUAUUCGGCUUUUAAUAUCCAUGACAGGCGUGAUCACAGCUUUGACAUUCAUCUUCAGCCUGAGUCCACUGUUCUUCACUUUGAUACUCCCUCGGCUUGUGGAUGUUACUAUACUCACAAAGUCACCUCUACUCGAGCCGUGGAUGUACGCACCGUUCUGGUACCCUGUUACUACAUCAAUACUGCAAUCCGGUCUGGCUGGAUUUUGGGGUAAAUUCUGGCAUCAAAUGUUUCGAUUCGGCAUUUCAGAACCUUCGAGGGUCUUGACCGAAUGGCUCAAGAUUGACAAACGAGGACAUGUAGCACGUAUGAUUCAACUUUGCCUUGCGUUCGGUCUCUCGGGUUCGAUCCAUGCAGCUGGUAGUUACACGACUUUCUCCCUUACACCGUCACACCCAUUCUCGGGGGCCUUGAGUUUCUUUUUCACUCAAGGCGCCGGUGUUCUCCUACAGUCGACCGUGGCCAAACUCUUACAAAAGUACGUCCCACAGACAAAGUCGCUGCCUCGAUUUGUCAAGCAGUCGACGAAUCUUGCGUUUGUCUUGGUUUAUCUUUAUUUCACGGGUCCACUGCUUGCAGACGAUUUUGCACGCUGUGGGAUCUGGUUGUUUGAGCCUGUACCCUUCAGCAUUCUUCGUGGAAUUGGUCUUGGUCCAGGUGGUAAAGAUGAGGGUUGGUGGACAUGGUAUCAGGAAGGAUCGAAGUGGGUGGGAUGGUACCGAGGCGAUCGGUGGUGGGAAUCCGGCUUCGCAAUUUAUUAGAGCUAUUGAAAGAGCCCGCAGCUAAGCCCUGGAGAAAGGAUGGUUUAUUGUUGUUGUUGAUAUGAAGUUGGUCCACAACGCCUAUGUCAGACACGGACGCUGUACUGUAGUUUGCGAAGGGCUCUGGAUUGACAAUCAGGAUCAAUAUAUCUGGACCUAUGGAGCAAAAGAAGUCAAACAGGUGCCACUCUUCCUGGAAAUCAGCUUGACGGCAAGGCUACACCAGGCGGAAGCCACAACUACAAGUACCGUGGCGCCGGCGAAAUCAUAUUUGCGGAUAUCGAAGUUAAGACGAUGGAGAACCCUGUCGUCGCCCGGGUAGGCUCAACGAGACGAUGACCCCUACGCACAGAUGAAGACGCUGUGAUAGAGUCAGUCAAUAAGGAACACCUUGUUUAGUGGCUGAAGGUAUUGACUACGCUUUAGUGCUGUUUUCGUCCACGGGCUCUGUUGGCAUCCGUACGAUACGUAGACUU
Exophiala viscosa is the source of this 2510-nucleotide messenger RNA. Its product is annotated as membrane bound O-acyl transferase family-domain-containing protein. The record is from RefSeq and is a predicted model, not a curated record. Gene Ontology annotation, biological process: lipid metabolic process. Lineage: Eukaryota; Fungi; Ascomycota; Eurotiomycetes; Chaetothyriales; Herpotrichiellaceae. The transcript has a single exon. The coding region runs from base 274 to 2034 and encodes 586 amino acids.